UUCCCCUGUAGAGAGCCAGAGGAGAAAGAAAACGAAGAGAACCCGCCAAAAUCUCGGCUUGGUUCGUUUAUUGAGCUGUUCAAAACUAAUUUGUUUAUUAAAAAGACCUGUAAUGGGAACAACUGGAGGCCAUGGAUCCGAUGCCUGCUCGUACUUAUUUAUGUAAUUUUGAUCCUCGUCUCUGUUUUCCUGUUUGUUUGGAAUGCUCAAAAACUAAAGGUUGGAAUAAACACCGAUCCAUCCUUUAUCGCGGGUGUCUUUAUGAUACUGACAAUCUCUGUGUCCUUCUGGGGGAUUGUGCACCAUGUAAUACAUCAUACAAAACCAGAACUUCAAAAACCUAUUAUAAGAAUUCUUUGGAUGGUCCCAGUAUACAGUUUGAGUACCUGGUCAGCUUUGAAGUAUCCCCAUUGCGCCAUCUACGUGGACACCUUGAGGGAGUGCUACGAAGCUUAUGUUAUUUACAACUUCAUGUUAUUCCUUAACAAGUAUGUAGCAACUCAAAUCCCCAACUUGGUGCUCCACCUGGAAGCUAAGGAUCAACAAAAGCUUCUCUGUCCUCUGUGCUGCUGUCCACCCUGGGCUAUGGGAGAAAUACUAUUAUUUCGCUGCAAGCUGGGAGUGCUUCAAUACAGUGUGGUUAGAUCGAUCACCACUGUGACAGCUUUGACCUGUGAGAUUGUUGGUGUCUACGGUGAAGGGACCUUUAGUUUCCACAACCCUUGGACUUACUUGUUUAUAGUAAAUAACGUGUCAGAAUACUUUGCCCUGUACUGCCUCUGGCUGUUUCAUCAAGUGCUGAAAGAAGAGCUCAGCCCUAUACAACCUGUUCGCAAAUUUCUUUGUAUCAAACUGGUAGUCUGGCUCUCAUUCUGGCAAGAAGUAAUUAUUUUUGGCCUGGCUAAAGCUGGAGUAUUUUCGCACAAUCUAAGAUGGGGAUGGCAAAGUCCUGAAGCUGCGGCCAUAGGCCUGCAGGAUUUCAUCAUUUGUAUUGAAACGCUCAUCGCAGCACUGGCCCACCACUACUUUUUCACGUAUAAACCUUACGUGAAAGAGGGAGAGAAAGGCACAUGCAUCCACUCCUUCCUCGCCAUCUGGGACGUCUCCGAUAUUAAAAGUGACAUUUCUGACCAAAUGAGACGUGUCAGAAGAACCGUGCGGGGUUAUCCCAAACAAAAAUGUUUUCCGGAAGACCCAGAGCACACUGAAUACACAAGUCUCCUUUCUACAACACCAAGUGAUGCAAGUUCUUCAGGCUCAAGGUCAUCCUCAUCCUCACCCCUCGGUAUCGAUGCUUUGGACAGACAAUCACUGUUGCAUUCCAUCUCUCGGAUCAGGACAUCCAAGAGAAGACGUUUGCUUGGACUUCCCACAGGGCAGGGAACCCCGAUUGCUCUUUGGACUGAUGGGGGGAGGGGGAGGGAAAUGGGAGGCGGUGGCGGGGAAGAGACAGAAAUCUUUAAUAAAAAAUAAAAUAAAAAAAGAGGAGCAGGACCCUCCUGACGAUCCAAACUUGGAGUCUUCCCAGGACAUGCUCUCUGAAGACCAGCUGUUUGAAGAAGCCAUCAAUUACAUGCCCAGACGAGCAGAAGAAGCUCAAGCCUACACAAAACAAUAGGCAACUGAGGAAAACUGGAAGUAGAUGUUGUUCCUCUUGCGAAACUACAGCUCCCAGCAUUCCCCUGGACUACGGAUCAAGCGCAGGACACCUUUCCCAGAAGCCUUUGCA
Molecule: messenger RNA, 1729 nt
Organism: Microtus oregoni (creeping vole)
Lineage: Eukaryota; Metazoa; Chordata; Mammalia; Rodentia; Cricetidae
Gene: Tmem184c
Product: transmembrane protein 184C
Exons: 10
Biological process (GO): transport
Molecular function (GO): transporter activity
Source: RefSeq, a predicted model, not a curated record